Molecule: messenger RNA, 984 nt
Organism: Capsella rubella
Lineage: Eukaryota; Viridiplantae; Streptophyta; Magnoliopsida; Brassicales; Brassicaceae
Exons: 4
Coding region: 1-984 (327 amino acids)
Source: RefSeq, a predicted model, not a curated record
AUGAACCAGCGUCUAUGGAAGAUAGACGGCCAAACCAUGUUCGUCGCAGACUGGGAACCUGGAAUGGCUCCGGUGAACCCUGAGCUGACCAUUGCUCCAAUCUGGUUGGAAUUGCGCAACGUACCCCUGCAGUGCUUCAACGAGGAAGGUCUCGAACACAUAGCGGGUUUAGUUGGUCAUCCUGAUUGCCUCCAUCCUGACACCAAAGACAAAUCAAACUUGGAGGUGGCCAAGGUCUUUACGUUUAUCGACCCCCGUAAGCCGCUGCCUGAAGGUGUGAAUGUUCAAUUUGACUCAGGCGAGAUUAGACGAGUCGUUGUCUCAAGCCCUUGGAUGCCACCUAUUUGUCCUCACUACUGGGAACCUGGAAUGGCUCCGGUGAACCCUGAGCUGACCAUUGCUCCAAUCUGGUUGGAAUUGCGCAACGUACCCCUGCAGUGCUUCAACGAGGAAGGUCUCGAACACAUAGCGGGUUUAGUUGGUCAUCCUGAUUGCCUCCAUCCUGACACCAAAGACAAAUCAAACUUGGAGGUGGCCAAGGCGAGAUUAGACGAGUCGUUGGGUCAUAGUCUAAAGCGAUGUAAAACAGCCCCUAUCACCUGCAAGAACUGUAACUCCACAAGUCAUCCAGCUGCAGUUUGCCCAAGGAUAAAAGGAAAUGGAGCUAGGAAGCCCCUAAACCCUAAGCCAAAUGUUUCAUCAGGCGUGGUUCCUGCAGCUGCGUCUGUAGCAGUAGCCCCUGCGGUUGUGCAAAGCAACUCCAGGCCAGUUCCCAAAGACAAAGAGAAAGUGAGAGCAUCCUCUGCGAAGUCUUCUCAGAAGUCUUCUCAGAAGUCCUCUGAAGGAGACUCUGACUCCACGGAUAUCAAUUCUAGUGAGGAGGAGGCUCGCGGAUUUCUGUCUGAAGAGGAACAUGAAUUUUUGGAAGUCGUCUCGAAGAAGAAUCGGAGAGAUUCCAGGGGCUUUGGCCCAAAACGCAAAUAA